Messenger RNA from Cynara cardunculus var. scolymus (artichoke), 1418 nucleotides. RefSeq names its product PGR5-like protein 1B, chloroplastic. Gene Ontology annotation, molecular function: oxidoreductase activity, acting on iron-sulfur proteins as donors. NCBI's taxonomy places the organism in Eukaryota, Viridiplantae, Streptophyta, Magnoliopsida, Asterales, Asteraceae. The transcript is spliced from 8 exons. Bases 70 to 987 code for a protein of 305 amino acids. Gene Ontology annotation, biological process: photosynthetic electron transport in photosystem I. Gene Ontology annotation, cellular component: chloroplast thylakoid membrane. The record is from RefSeq and is a predicted model, not a curated record.
GCACCACCACGACGCCACACGCUACUAUUCCUGUCGGAGAAAACUAUCGCCGGACGGUGAGUCUACUUUAUGGCCGCCGGAACCAACGCCAAUGUACCCAAUCCUCACGUUAUCGGCUCUACUGUCGUUGAGCUUUCCAGAAAUGGCCGCACCUUGGCGCCGUCACAGCUGGUUCGUAUUUCUUGUAAGCACAGCAGCAACAACGGACUUUCGAUUCGAAGUGACCAAGACCGCCGACCUGCAUCUAGGCUCUUAGUUGAGGGACCUUCUUGCAUAUUCGUCGGUCCGAUCGAAAGCGCCAGCCAGGAAACUUUAGAAGCUCUCUAUCGUCAGGCACGGGAUGCGUACUAUAGUGGGAAACCAUUGAUAGUUGACGACAUGUUUGAUAGGGUAGAGUUAAAGUUGCGGUGGUAUGGAUCAAAAUAUGUCGUCAAGUAUCCACGUUGCAGUUUAAGGCAGCAGUCAACUUAUGCUGAUGCUGAGGAAGAUCCUGCUCAGGUUUUUGCAUUAGCAAGUGUGUGGCUAUUGUUUCUUGGAUUUGGAAGUUCAGCCUGUCUUGUGCCUGUUAUUUACACUUUUGGCCAAGCCUUUAAAGAUGCGCUAGAUUCAGGAUUAUCCAUCAGUAGUCAAGCUCCUGUGCUCGAGUUCAUUGCCAUGUUCAACGGCAUGCUUAUAAUGAUGCUGGGAUCCAUGAUUGGCUAUCCAGUUGCCUCAGCUUCUGUUGGAGCGCUUCAAGGCCUUUGGAAAAAUGAUUUGGUAGCGCUAAAAGGGGCAUGUCCAAAUUGUGGGGAGGAGGUAUUUGCAUUUGUGAAAUCGAAUCAGUUCAAUAAUUCCACACAUAGAGCUGAAUGUCAUGUAUGUGAAUGCUUAUUAGAAUUCCGCACCAAAGUCGAGAGAUCAAUUGCAAGACCAGAGAAACGGUGGGUUUAUGGUCGAAUAUAUUUGAUCAGAAGACGACGAAGGAACAGAGGGGAAAGAUGGACGUGAGAUGAAUGAUUUAAUUGCAUGAUUCUUUGAUGAUCUGAAAGAAAGAAAGCAAGUAAUUUAUUAUAGGAGUGGCCACACACACCCCCACAUGAAUUUGUAAAAUGCAUCAUGGCUAUGAACUAGAUUCUACGGUAAAUAUAAACUGCAGGACUUGGUUGAAAAAAAUUGUGGUCUUUCACAUAUUUGAUUGUGAAAAUUAGUUGGGUGUUAUUAGGAUGUAUUCCGAGCUGUUGGUAAACAAUCCCUUUAGCUUAUGAUUCAAGUUGAAUAAGCCAUACAGAUCGUUAUACUCGUUUAAAUUGAUACCAAACAACUGUACAGUUCGGUUGCCAUGUGACAACCCCUUCACUUAAAACUUAGGGGCCCUAAUAACUUUGGUUUGUACAUGAUGAAAAAUUAUUGUUCAAUAUGCAUCUGAAUGAUGAUUUGCU